AUGGCCAGCCACUCCCAAAAGAGGAACCUCAAGAGUCAGUAUAGGAUGCUUUCUCCCAUCGGCCACGGUGAAUUUGGCACUGUGAACCUUGCCUGCCACAGAAAAACCAAGGCCCUGGUGGCGAUAAAAACUAUAGAGAUCACGGAGAAGCACAUAAAAAGGAUCCUGUCAGAAAUAGAAAUACUCAAGACUCUACACCAUCCUAACAUCAUUUGCCUCUACCAGGUUUUAAUAACAUCAAAACAUGUACACCUUGUGACCGAGUUUGCUCCGGGAGGAACCUUAUUCGACAUGAUAAACAAAGAUGACCCACUUCGAGAAGAAGAGGCAAAGAAAAUAUUCUGGCAGAUAGUCUCAGCUUUAAAGUACUGUCAUAACCUUGACAUUGUCCAUCGAGACAUAAAACCACAAAACAUCGUGGAAGAUAAAGAUGGACUCAUGAAGCUGAUAGACUUUGGCCUUGCCAUAAAACAGACACCUGGCACCUUAUUGAAUGUGAGGUGUGGAACGAAGCGCUUUGCUGCCCCAGAGAUUUUACUCGGGGAGCCAUAUGAUGGCAAGAAGUCAGAUGUGUGGUGUCUGGGAGUGCUGCUCUAUUUUAUGACCACUGGUUAUUACCCCUUCAGAAAAGGCACCAUCAAAGAGAUUGAGGAAAAGAUCAUCACAAGUAGCUAUGACAUUCCAACUCACUUCUCUGGGCAACUUGAAAACCUAGUUCACCAAAUGCUAACAGUUCCCCCAGAGAAGAGGUCCUCCAUUGAAGAUGUUGAGAGACAUCCAUGGGUGUUGAAAAGUAAAGUAAAUAACCUGAUUGUGGCUGAUCCAGAUUACAAUAUCAUAGACAUGCUCUGUGGAAUGGGUUUCGAUGCCAAUGAGAUUAUAGAAUCACUGUACAACAAAAAAUAUGACGAACAGAUGGGGACAUAUUUGAUUCUAAAAGACCAGGUAUACAAGGGGCUUGAGCUUGGUUCUACCACAUCAGACAAGCCUUUGGACCCAUGCCCAACACUGUCGCCAUCCCAAGCACACCCCUCUAUCUUUAGGCCUCCCAUAAACAGAAGGGCCAGUGAGCCCAACUUUGGCCUCCUCUACAUCCGACCCUCCAGAGAACAGGGUCCUGUUGCCCUAACAUUACCAGGACACAAGGUGGCCAGAAGUGUCUCCAUGCCUCCCAUUCCUCUACAUUGUCCAGAGAAAAAGACCAGCAGCACUUCCACCUGUGUCCUCCAUUUCGGAGCUGUGGCACUCCCAUGUGUCUGCAACAGCAUAUUGGAGGAUGAAUUGCCUGUGCCACCUGAGCAACACUCUGACAUAAAAACAUCAUCUCCUCCUAAGAAGCCUGGGCGUUUCAAGAGAAUCAGGGUGCGCCUAUCAAGACUCUGUUGCUUCCCCUGUGCUCGAAAGACAAAGACCCGGCAUACAUCCUCCAAGGAAGUGGCUCCCCUGAGAGAGGCAGGAGGCAGAACACAGUAA
Arvicanthis niloticus (Nile rat) is the source of this 1473-nucleotide messenger RNA. The record is from RefSeq and is a predicted model, not a curated record. Lineage: Eukaryota; Metazoa; Chordata; Mammalia; Rodentia; Muridae.